CUUCGUCGGCACGCUCGUUUUCUUGAAAAUGAGAUCGACACCAAACUCGCAAUCUUUGGAAAACUCAGCGUUAACAUAGGCUUUCGUCCUCCUUUGAUCAGCGAUACAUUGGCAGUUACCUCGUCUGCCUCGAAUAAGUCCAGUCGCGACAGUUCACUAAAGCAACUUGAGAGAACGAAGAAGGACUUGGAUGAGCUUCUUGACAACUUAAUACGGAUUAACGAUCACCUUAGUGACUGUGUAUCUGGCUCCAAAGCUUCUCUUUCCUCCUCUUCAAGUACCGGCAGCAUCAAUCAUCAGCACACCUUGAAUCGACAUCGAGAGAUUCUGCAUGAUUAUCUUCGUGAAUUCAAUCAGAUCAGAGAGCGAGUGGGCCUCCGAGAACGAGAUGAUCUUAGCCCCGUAUGUUUUUUGGCCCAUUCACUGUAG
This is a messenger RNA of Protopolystoma xenopodis, 429 nucleotides long. The record is from the annotation of a GenBank genome assembly. NCBI's taxonomy places the organism in Eukaryota, Metazoa, Platyhelminthes, Monogenea, Polystomatidea, Polystomatidae.